This is a messenger RNA of Acytostelium subglobosum LB1, 1419 nucleotides long. RefSeq lists its product as hypothetical. The transcript has 3 exons. Bases 1 to 1419 code for a protein of 472 amino acids. Gene Ontology annotation, biological process: ammonium homeostasis; ammonium transmembrane transport. Gene Ontology annotation, cellular component: plasma membrane. Lineage: Eukaryota; Evosea; Eumycetozoa; Acytosteliales; Acytosteliaceae. Gene Ontology annotation, molecular function: ammonium channel activity. The record is from RefSeq and is a predicted model, not a curated record.
AUGUCACAAGACGAAGAUGACAAGAGAUUGACGCUCAAGUCUAGGAAGACUGAGAGCUUGAUGUUCGUCAUUGGCUUGUUCCUGUUCCAGGUGUUCAUGAUUGUUCUGUUCGCCAUCUGGGUACGAUACGACACCAAUGCUCGUUACGGUGGAGGCUUUGACCAGGUUCAAGACGAGAUUGACCACACCUAUGGCUACUUCCGCGAUGUCAACAUUAUGAUCUUCUUUGGUUUCGGCUUCCUCAUGGUAUUCCUGCGUCGCUACGGAUACUCAGCCCUUGGCUACACCUUUAUCAUAUCGGCCAUGGUUGCCCAGUGGUCCGUUCUCCUCAUGGGCUUUGUAGAGUUCAUCCUCCACAACGAAUCAUUCCGUCAUGAAUUAUUCUAUUUCAACGUAGAGACAUUGUUGAAUGGAUUGUUCUGCGCUGGAGCUGUUAUGAUCACAUAUGGUGCACUGUUGGGCAAGGUCACACCACUGCAGAUGCUCAUCGUUGGCAUCUUGGAGCCAAUGUUCUACUUCUUGAACAUGUAUAUAAUGGAGAAGAUUAAGGCCUUUGACGUUGGCGGAGGUAUGACCAUCCACACAUUUGGCUGCUACUUUGGUCUGACGGUAUGCUGGUUCAUCACCAACAAGAAGGCAAAGACCAGUCCAGAGAAUGCCGCCUCAUACGUUGGCGACCUCUUUGCUAUGGCCGGUUCACUAUUCCUUUGGAUGAUGUGGCCAAGCUUCAACGCAGCGAUUGCACCACGUGGAGACCCUCAAUUGAGGGCCAUUGCCAACACAUUCCUGUCGCUCACUGGCUCCACCAUUGCCACAUUCAUCGUAUCGAGACUGUGCGGUCACUUUGGUCACAAGCUGGACAUGGUCCACGUCCAGAACAGCACAUUGGCAGGCGGUGUCGUACAGGGAGUCCUGGCACAUCUAAACAUCGGCCCAGCAUCAGCUAUCAGCAUGGGCUUCAUCGUGGGCACCAUCUCAGUUCUGGGCUACGUCUACCUGACGCCAUUCCUAGCCAAGAGAUUCAACCUACAAGACACAUGCGGUAUCAACAACCUGCAUGGCAUGCCAGGCUUCAUUGGCAGCAUUGCCGCAGUGAUUGCCGCUGCUCACGCCAUCAAUGACAGAAGUCUGUACAGUGACGUUGAGUUUAACAUUCUGUUCCCAGCCGGCGACGAGCAGGCCAAGAGGAACGCCGCGAUGACAUUUAUUGUGGUCGGUGUUGGCAUUGUCGGUGGACUGAUCACAGGCGCCAUCUUGAAGCUGGUCAGGAAGAUUGGCGGCUUGAGGAAGGAGGAGUACUUUAGUGAUCACGCCUUCUGGCACGUCGCCUCUGACUAUCCAUCGGGCUUUGGCUCUGGCGAUGACAGUGAGACUGGACCAUCCAGUCACAGUGUCGAGUUGGAAAGCAAGGAGCAUUAA